This is a messenger RNA of Candidula unifasciata, 564 nucleotides long. The record is from the annotation of a GenBank genome assembly. NCBI's taxonomy places the organism in Eukaryota, Metazoa, Mollusca, Gastropoda, Stylommatophora, Geomitridae.
AUGGGUUUACUUCUUGCCAAGUUGUACGAUGCAAUCCAAAGUUUCCAGACCGGGGUCCCUGCUCGGGUUCUCUUGUUGGGGCUUGACGCUGCUGGCAAGACUACAAUCCUGUAUAAGAUAAAGCUGAACGAGAAUGUGUCCACCAUUCCAACAAUCGGCUUCAACGUGGAGACAGUGACACCGGUCAAGGGCGUGACCUUUACCAUGUGGGAUGUUGGAGGUCAGGAAAAGAUUCGCUGUUUGUGGAGGCACUACUUCGAAAACACGCAGGGGCUUGUCUUUGUUGUGGAUAGUUCUGAUGUUUCUAGGAUGCCUGAUGCACAAGAAGAGCUCUUCAACAUCGUCAAAGAUCCUGCAAUGAUAGGCGUGCCAGUUGUAGUACUAGCCAACAAACAAGAUCUACCGGGGGCCCUACCAACUGCAGAAGUAGCCAACCGACUUGGCCUUUGUGAACUUCGGGACAGAAAAUGGUUUGUUCAGGGCGCCUGUGCCAUCAGUGGUGAUGGAAUUUAUGAAGGGAUGCAAGAAAUGGCGAAGCUGGUGAAAGAAUUUAACAAAAAGUAG